Messenger RNA from Umbelopsis ramanniana AG, 1116 nucleotides. RefSeq lists its product as uncharacterized. The transcript has 4 exons. Gene Ontology annotation, molecular function: oxidoreductase activity. The record is from RefSeq and is a predicted model, not a curated record. The coding region runs from base 1 to 1116 and encodes 371 amino acids. Lineage: Eukaryota; Fungi; Mucoromycota; Umbelopsidomycetes; Umbelopsidales; Umbelopsidaceae.
AUGCCUACAGCUCAACUGCAAAAUAAAAAUCAGCCUGAUAUCACUUAUCUACCCGAUCACAAGAAGUGGCAAGAUAGAACUGCUCGUCGUCUGAAGGAAGAGGAUUUGAGCAAUGAAUUACCAGAAGGCUUUCCCAAGCAGUUAAGCGGUCCCAAGAUUUGGGAAGGAAAAGAUUUCGAAGGAAAAGAAGAAGAGUGGGUCUACCACUUGACUGAGAAUGAGCUAAAUGAAAUUGAUGAAGCUAUCCAUACUUUCGAGAAGACCAAUCAACCUUUUGGGGACGUACAGCAAGAGAGAUUUGUUCUUCCAACUCUUGGUCCAAAGAUCAAAGCCUUGACCGAAGAGAACGUUGUAUCUGGCAGAGGAUUCCUAGUCGUCCGUGGUAUUAAUCCAGAAAAGUACACUCGUGAGCAGCAAGUUAUUGCAUAUGCCGGUAUCUCCUCCUACGUCGGAAAGCCACAUAUUAAGGAUCUAGUACCGCAGAAGGAUUUGCAAGAAAUUCUUGCUCCAGCAUAUACCAACGAUCACCAGGUAUACCAUACCGAUGCUGGCGACAUUAUUUCCCUAUUUGCCGUCGGAGUAGCUGAAGAAGGUGGUAAAUCCAGGAUUGCGUCCAGUUGGAGAGUGUACAACGAACUAGCCGCUACGCGCCCAGAUCUCAUUCAAACUCUAUCUCAAAAUUGGGUGUUCCAAAAUGACAAGGGAGAUCCUGCGUACUAUGAGCGACCUCUACUCUUCUACGAGGAUCAUCAUCUUAUCAUCCAAUAUGCCCGAAGACUUUUUACGGGAUUCGGCAAAAAUCCUAGACGAGACGAUAUCCCUCCUAUUACUGAAGCUCAGGCAGAGGCGUUGGAUGCCUUGCAUUACAUUGCUGAAAAAUACAAUUUAGGAAUCGACUUCAAGAAAGGUGACAUUCAGUAUAUCAAUAACUUGUCUAUUUUCCAUGCCCGCGAUGGCUAUACAGAUAGCGAACAUAAUCAACGCCACCUCCUCCGCCUCUGGCUUCACCCGGAAAAUGCCUGGAAGCUCCCAGAACAGCUAAAGCCCUCUUGGCAAAAGCUAUAUUUUGAUGAAAGAGAAGAGCUUUUUCCGUUGGAACCAACUCUACGCUGGUAG